AACAAACAUUUUGUUUGCACAUGUAGGCUUUUCUGUUCAUUCAAAUGUGUUGAUCUAUUGUCAUAGACAAGUGUUUUUGGGCCAGCCUGAAGCGGGCUAAUUGCAACAUAAUGGGACGGCUUUAGUCUGGACUUUGCUAUUGUUUUAUUGCUCUGAGCAGCUGACAUGUUGACGCCCUGCAUCUGCUCACUCAGUCCACAAGCUCUGUGAAGAAUUAGCCUCAUACUGAGAAAGGACAGCCAUGUCUCGAUACCACAAGGCAGCCAUCGAUGGUUACUUGGACCUUUUGAAGGAGGCCACCAGGAAGGACUUGAACUCCCCGGACGAAGAUGGCAUGACACCUACCCUGCUGGCUGCUUUUCACGGACAUGUGGAUGCGCUCCAGCUCAUAUGCAGCAGAGGGGGAGAUCCCAACAGAAGCGACAUUUGGGGAAACACUCCGCUGCACCACGCCGCCGCCAAUGGUCACAUGCACAUCCUCAGCUUUCUGGUCAGCUUUGACGCCAACCUGUUUGCGCUGGACAAUGAGCUGCACACGGCCAUGGACGUGGCCGCCUCGCGGGACCGCAUGGACUGCGUGCGGUUCUUGGACGCCGCCGCAUCUCAGCAGACAAACCAGAAUCCCAAGAAGGUGGCCAGGUUAAAGAAAGAGGCCGGAAAAGAAGCGGAGAAACGAGUGAAACUUUGCGAGAAGGUGAAGAAGCGACACCAAAGCAAGAUGGAUAAGAUGUACCGCGGGCCGGAUACAGCCGGAUCUGCUUCGGAGGCUGGCGAUUUGUCAGUUUUGUCUGGCGCCAGCACUGUGAGCAGCGUCAACGAGCAGUUCUCCAAGCUCAUCGCCUCUGAAAAAUCUGGCUCAUUGACCGCUAGGGUUAAAGGCACGCUGCAGAUGAAGCUCGGGAAGAAAGAUAAGGGAACUCUGCAGAAAUCUGCUGCCGAUGGGAACGUCAUUUUCCUCAAGCAAGAGGACGCGGCGUCUGGGAAUCCGGAGUUUUUGGAUGUUUUCAACGAGCAGGAUGAAAGGAGCCUGGAAGAAGAAGCAGAAGCAGACUAUGGAGACGAAGAUGAAUCAGGCCCAGUUAAACAGUCCAUCUUCAACAGGCCCGGCCUGGGCGGGCUUACCUUCAUGAAACGGAUGAGCCUGGAGACGGAGGAGGUCUUGAGCAGGAACAACGAAAACCUCGGCUACCUUGUUCAGAACCAAACUCUGGAGACAGAAGAAGACCUCUCCGGUUUAGUGGAGAAUGCCGACGUCCCGUGGGAGCAAGAAGAUCUGGGCCUGGAUGACGACGAGGAGGAAACGUCUCCUCUGGACGGCUUCUUGGCGUCUAUCUCCUUGUCCGAGUUUGCUCUGGCAUUCACCAGAGAGCACCUGGACCUGGAGGCGCUUACGCUCUGCUCAGACGAAGACCUGAAAAGCAUUCGCAUCCAGUUGGGACCCCGGAAGAAGAUCUUGGACGCUGUUGCACGUCGCAAGAAAGUACUGGAGAGCCCAGGUGCCAUGGGAGAGAGCUGCCUGUAAUAACCUCAAUAAAAGAUGACAGUGUGUUCGUGUCUGCCAUUAGGAACCGCACAAAUUGAAUGUAAACCUGUGUCUUCAAGUUUCAAACAAGAGCACAAUUGUUGUUUACAGUAUUUAAUGAUUUGAUUAAUGUAGACAAUUCAUACUGGGGAAAAAUUUGUAUCAAUUAAAAUGUCACUUAUUUGAGUCAAAUGAUUUUACUUGCUUUGGCUAUAUGACAUCACAGCACUGGCUGCCACUGAAAACAGAAGACGUUUAGUCCAUUUAAACUAGAUUCAGUUCAAAUGGAUUGGGUAUCUAUCACUAUCAAUAUCACUGAAACAUAUACCCUCACUGCUACCUUUCCCAAUUAAAAUGGAUGUCUAUUGCCAUCACCUUCCCAGUGGCAGCCAAUGAGGUAACUUUAAUUUGAUGAACACCGAGUAAUAUCAAACAUCGACAUUCAUUAAAGAAAAUAUCAAUUCAGAAUAUCAAAUAAACAAUCAAUAUUUAUACAUAUAAUCAGGGGUGAAAGUGGCAAGAAUUUCUUGCUUGAACUCCUCGACGUGAAGGUCGCCACAGAGCCAGAGAUUUUAUUUAUUUAUUAAUUUUUUCCUUUCAUUUUUGGGGGGUCAAACCUCUUAAACUACUGAAAUGCAAAGAAAACUUAUUUCUA
Molecule: messenger RNA, 2177 nt
Organism: Corythoichthys intestinalis (scribbled pipefish)
Lineage: Eukaryota; Metazoa; Chordata; Actinopteri; Syngnathiformes; Syngnathidae
Gene: anks4b
Product: ankyrin repeat and sterile alpha motif domain containing 4B
Exons: 2
Coding region: 242-1522 (426 amino acids)
Cellular component (GO): nucleus
Molecular function (GO): protein binding
Source: RefSeq, a predicted model, not a curated record